Rhagoletis pomonella (apple maggot) is the source of this 5085-nucleotide messenger RNA. Its product is annotated as kinesin-like protein CG14535. Gene Ontology annotation, molecular function: microtubule binding; ATP binding; microtubule motor activity. Gene Ontology annotation, biological process: microtubule-based movement. Bases 811 to 4674 code for a protein of 1287 amino acids. The record is from RefSeq and is a predicted model, not a curated record. Lineage: Eukaryota; Metazoa; Arthropoda; Insecta; Diptera; Tephritidae. The transcript has 13 exons.
CGACGGAAACGGAACCAAACGGAACGUGAAAUGCGAAAUGUGAAGUGAGUGAAAGAAAUGUACUGUUAUUGUACUAAGUGAUGGUAGUGGUUUCGGUUGUGUAUGUGAGGCAGCAGCAAUGGAUGUGCGAAGAUAUUUGGGGCGGUGGAGUGCGCGUUUCAGCCGCUGGCAAUAAAUAUAAUACCAUUAUGAGUGAAUUUAAUUAAAAUGGUUUAGUAGAAAAAAAGAAGUGAUUUUGCGGAACAGUAAAAGUGCAGGUAGGGGGGAAAAUUGAAAAUUGUAUGGAAAAAAGAACAAAAUUAUCGUCAAUUUGGUCUGCUUUUGAUUGCUUCAAAUAUAAAAUAUCAUAAAAAUAAUAACAAGUAAACACAUUUCUAGUACAACUAAAGAAGAAAAUGCUUGAACACAACUAAUCGCUCAGACAAAAGUGGCGAACAAAUAAGAAAUAAAAACAAGAAUUAGUUAAUUUUAUAGUCAGUCCCAGACUAAAGGAUUGAAAAAUUUAAGGACUUCAGUGGCAAUUGAUUCAGAUAAAAUUCGUGCAAAAUCCGAUAAAUAAAAUUAGGCUUUCACAUAAAAAAAUAUGGUUUAAAGAAAUAUUUGAAAGUAAAGUUAGAUUAAAUAAUCUUGCAAUUUUAAACUUCGUGCAAUAUCAAAGUGGAUUAGUUUUAUAUGUUACUGAUUUUUUUAUGAAAAUAAAGUAAAUAAAAAUUACAAACUUCGAUUUUGACAACCUCGAUUUGCUCUACAGCAGUCAACAAUCCAAGACAACUAGACUGGAAUAGCUUCAAGUCACAAAACGCACAAGAAAUGGAUAAAAGAGCCGCACAGAAACUUGCACAAACACACAAUUCCAGCAAAAGUCGCACCGCCGAACUGCCAAAUGCCAGCACACGAAAUGGUGGAUUUUGUGGAGCGCUACAGCGAGCGCCACCACCCAUGCCACCGGGGCUGGCGCGAAGGCUUGCGAACAAGGAAAACUACGGCAUCAGCAAGGUUAAGGUAAUGUUGCGUGUCUCGGACACAACGCACAACGACACGGAACACCCGCAUUUCAUGGCGGUCGAUAAGAAGAAACGUCAAGUGACGCUGACAGAUCCGUCGGCGGCGAGCGCAGUGGCCGCAUCCACUUCGCAGGAGCGUGGUCCCAUGGUGGCGGCGCCGAAAAUGUUCGCUUUCGAUAGCCUCUUCACGGCAGAGGAUCAACAGUCCGAUAUCUGUGCGUCUGCCUUGUCUGAGGUGAUACCCGCCGUGCUAGAAGGUUCCGACGGUUGUCUACUAACGAUUGGUUAUCCGAAUUCCGGUCAACCGAAAACGAUGUUGGGUGGCGUGAAUCCGCCCACCGAAUUAGGUGCUAUCCCUUGCGCCAUUUCCUGGCUGUACAAGGGUAUUAAUGAGCGACGCCAGAAGAGUGGCGCGCGGUUUUCGGUGCGCGUGAGUGCGCUCGGUGUCAGCGCCACGAAACCGGACUCCAGCUCGAAGGACUUGUUGGCGGCGCAUGCGACUGAAUCUGAUGACUCGCCAGGCGUGUACUUGCGUGAUGACUUCCUUGGCGGACCGACCGAACUACGUGCCCCCACCGCUGAACGUGCCGCAUUGUUCCUAGACGCUGCACUCGCAGGACGGCCACAAGGUGGACUUGAGCCAGCCAUGAUUUUCACACUACACGUCUACCAGUACAGUUUAUCGCGCAAAGGAGGAGUGGCUGGAGGACGAAGUCGUUUACAUCUCAUCGAUUUGGGUUGCUGUGCCAACCGCAAUGGUGGACUGCCACUCUCCGGCAUUGGCAACAUACUAUUGGCCAUAUUGAGUGGACAACGCCAUCCGCCGAACAAGGAUCAUUCAUUGACGCCGCUGUUGAAAGAUUGUCUGGCGCCGUUGACGUGUCAUGUCGCCAUAAUGGCGCAUGUAAUGCACACGCAGUCGCACACGGAUGCCCUGACGACGAUACAACUGGCCUCACGCAUACAUCGAAUGCGACGACGUAAACAUCGUUUUCCCAUGCCAAGUGACAAAACGGGCGUAGGAGGAUUGGCGGCGGCGGGCGUUAAUGGAGGACAUCAAUCGACUGGCUCAUCGGCUGGUUCGGGCGCAGAUCCUUCCAGCUCGGAGCUGUCCGCAGAUACCGUCAUUUACAUGGGACCGAGUGACGAUGCGACGGAUGGCGAACAUCCGCCAGUGUAUUUGCCCUCGCUGAGUAGUGGUGACAAUCGUUGUGUGAUGAGCAAGGCGCUGAAGGGCAGCGGCCUGGAAAAGCAGCAACAGUCGCCGGCGAAAAGUAGUGCAGCCAGCACGCUGAAGAAGUCAGCAGCACAAAAAGCAGUGCCACAAAGUCCCACCAUAAAUGCGUCUAGUCGCGCAGGCAGCCUAAAACGCGGUCACGUCAAUAGUCCAACGCCAGCCCAACAUGUACAACAACAACAACAGCCUCAAGCGACUGCGGUCAAUGCCGACCAGCAGCAGCAGCAACAGUUCUUCUCACCCGUUCACAGCGUGAAAUCACUUUCGCACUCAGCCUCCUCACCCAAAAUAGUUGCGGGCAGUUUGCGCCAUUCCGGCAUGGCAGGCAUGAUGUGCUCGAAGGGUUCGAAUGUGCCAUCACCUAAAGGCUCACCGCUGCGGCGUCGAGGCGUCGGCGCCAAUGUUGUGUCCGCCGCCGCUGGCGACUCCCUAGACUGCCCCGGCAGUCCGAUGCGCAAGAUAAGCGAAGAGCAGUGGAUUGAUGGGCCGCGUGUGUCGCGCGCCAAGGUAGCUGAGGCGCGUCAUCUGCUGCGCGAAGUGAAUCAUGUGAAACAGUGCGAGACAUGGAUUGAUGGCCCCCAAUCGCAGUCGACACGUUCACUGACCGCCGGCAAUCUGCCUACAGCACCCUCGCAGGUGCAAGGCUACGGCUUCAUGGACUCGCACAAGAAGUCUAUGAUACGGCAGUGGGUAGAGAAUCAGACUUCGCAAGUCUUCCAAACCACAUCGGCAGCGUCUUCGCCCACACACGGCGCCGGCAAUGCCGCACAUCGCGACCAACAAGCGCACCAUCUGCGCAACAUUACCUUCCACAUGUCACAGCUGAAGCAGAAGUCGCUCGAUGCACCAGAGGAUUUGUAUGCGAGGAGCACCAGACAAUUGCAACACCAACAACAUGCUGUGCAACAUCCAACGUUGCAGCAACAACAUUCGGUACCCCUCGAACAGCAGCAAUUCAUGUUAUGCGCCAGCGAAGCGGAGCUGGCACAUGCCAUUGCCAUGGGUCUUUCCACAGCUGUAAGCACAACUAACGCCUCGGCGCCCGCGGAGAUACGUGGCUCCCAGCCAGCGUAUCAUCAACUCACCCAGCAGACGACCACAAAAGAUGAUACUGAUUUACAAUCGACGCAUUCACACACCGGUUAUGGCAUAAUUUCACAGCAGAUACUCGUCGGAGGUGGCAAGUCGACGGCAACGAUAUCGGAGCAUAGCGUUGGCGUGGGUGCCAGUGCGAGUGGACACCAAAGCGAUCGGCAAGCAGACUGUGAUGAGGACCAGGACAGCGGACCGUCGGAGGUGCCGCCAGCGUUGCCGCUCAUCGUGCCGUUGGGUUCGCUUGAAAUUUCGCACGAAAGUCUGCAUCGCAUACUAUCGCGACAUGUUUCGCGAGAAUCACUCUACCAGCAGCAACAACGUGAGCAACAACAACAGGAAUUGCGACGACAAGAGGAACUGCAACAUAGUGCGCCCUCGAGGCAGUCAUCGCAUCACUACUGCCAACACAGCAUGUCCGAUUGUGGACUGCAGGUGACAGAGGAGGAGAUAGCGCGCACAAUGGGCGGCGAGCAUCCUUUGGCGGCACUAAGUCACGUUGACAACAUGUCCAUUGUGUCGAGCUUCAAUAUGGCCGGCGAUGCGUUUAGCGAUUGUUCGAUGGGUGAAAGAAUGAGAAACCAAUUCGAUCAAUUAGCGCGUCUACGUGAGAUCUUCACCUCACAACUGGCCAUGGCCGAAGUGACGCCCGUCUUCCGCAACGGCUGCGAUGUGGGUAGCGUCUAUAGUGAACCCGCCUAUCGUUUCAAUACGGGACCGGGUAGCGUGUGCAGUGAGCCGCCAUAUAGGCCAUCAAGUCCGAGACAACCCUCGCGCAGCCCCAGCCAAGGCAGCUUGCCCAACCUGAAUGGCAUCAUGCAAAUUGCCGGCGUGGAGCAAUACGCCUCCCUACGUCAUCCUGAUGGUGCUUCCGAUCCGAAUUUGUCAAGAGUGGAGAAACCUUUCGUGUUGGAACACGAGGAUAUCUGCGAAGUAGAUGAAAAAUCGGCGUUACUAUCACCCUCGAAGCGACCCUCACUCGAAAAGGAGCAUCUACCGGGCGUUGGCGGCGCUGCCAUGCCAGCGACCUCCCAAACACAGUUACCACUACUACCACUAAAUACCACCUGCGAGGCCUACGACAGCGGACACGAUUCAUCAACACCACGUACUUCCAAACAUUCGGGUAUUUCACGUCGCGCCGAAAGCGGCUACCAUAGCGUAGCGACAGCGAGAGAUAGCGACGAGAGCAGCUUUACGUCAGGUCUCUCGAAAGAGCCUCACAAUCGCAUAACUAUGGUGAAGAAGAACAAGCGCCAAGACAAGGGGCUGUGCAAUUGGCUAAUGAAUCCGUUCACCUGCACCUAUCCGGAGACUGAGGGUGAAAUCAGUGACUUUUGAAGAAUGAAGUAAGCGGAGAAAUUAGAAUGAAAGUCGAAUUUAUAAUGUGAAAGCAGAGCGAGGAAUGAAAAAUAACGAAGCUUCAGAAUUAGAAAAAUAAAAAGUGCGCCAACCCACCAAGAAAUUUUUGCGCGCAGCUACAUAAAUAUUUAAACAUACAUAUAGAAACAAUAAAAUAUGUAAAAAUUAUCAUAAAAAAAAAUGAGAAAUAUUUUUAGGUUAAUAUCAGAUGAUUGUCAAAAAAAUGCAGUGAUGUAGAGAAAGCAUUUUUAAAGUGGAAUCUCAUUUAUAAUACUUAACGUAUGUGUUCUAAAGCACAAGCUUAUGAAGUGCGCACUUGUAUGAGUGCGCGAAAAGCUUAUUGCAUGUCUAGCAGUAAUAGAAAGAGAAAGCUUUCACUUUGUAUGUGUG